Molecule: messenger RNA, 1597 nt
Organism: Meloidogyne enterolobii
Lineage: Eukaryota; Metazoa; Nematoda; Chromadorea; Rhabditida; Meloidogynidae
Source: the annotation of a GenBank genome assembly
AAUGUCUUUCGGACCUGUUCGAGUUUUAAAAGCUAAUGCACAAGAAGAACGGGGGGAAAUUGCUAGAAUUUCUUCUUUUGUUGGGGCUACGGCAAUUGGGGAUUUAGUUAAAACAACGCUUGGACCUAAAGGGAUGGACAAAAUCUUGGUUAGCGGUUCAGGGGACGGACAAAACGUUCAAGUAACUAAUGAUGGAGCAACUAUUUUAAAAUCUAUUGGAGUUGAUAAUCCUGCAGCAAAAGUGCUUGUUGACAUUUCUUUGACUCAAGACAAAGCUGUAGGUGAUGGAACAACUUCCGUAACAGUUUUUGCUGCUGAACUUUUGAAGGAAGCUGAAACAAUGAUUGGGCAACGAAUUCAUCCUCAAACAAUAAUUUCUGGUUAUCGAAAAGCUUUAAAUGUUGCAAAAGAUGCUCUAAAAAGUGCUGCUUAUACAUCAAAUCAAGAACAAUUACGUGAAGAUUUAAUGAAAAUUGCAAAAACUUCUCUUGGCUCAAAAAUUCUUUCCCAACAUUCUGACCAUUUUGCCAAAUUGGCAGUUGAGGCAGUUCUUCGUUUAAGUGGAAAAGUUUCUCUCGAUUCAAUUCAAGUAAUCAAAAAGUUGGGUGGGUCGAUGGAAGAUUCUUAUUUGGAUGAGGGUUUUUUGUUGGAAAAGAGAGCUGGAAUGUAUCAACCACAACAAAUUACUGACGCGAAAAUUUUGAUUGCAAAUACUCCUAUGGACACUGACAAGAUAAAAGUCUUUGGAAGUCGUAUAAAGGUCGAUUCGAUUGCUAAAAUUGCAGAAUUGGAAUUAGUUGAGAAAGACAAAAUGAAAGAAAAAGUUGAAAAAAUUUGUGCUCAUGGAAUUAAUGUAUUUAUUAAUCGUCAAUUAAUUUACAAUUAUCCUGAACAAUUAUUUGCUGAUAAACAUGUUAUGGCUAUUGAACACGCUGAUUUUGAGGGAAUUGAACGGCUAGCUUUGGUUUUGGGUGGAGAAAUUGUUUCGACUUUUGAUACGCCGACAGAUAUUAAAUUGGGAAGUUGUAAAUUAAUUGAACAAGUUACUAUUGGAGAGGAUAUGUUUUUACGGUUUUCUGGAGUUCCUUUAGGCCAAGCCUGUUCUGUUGUACUUCGUGGGGCUACACAACAAAUUUUAGACGAGGCAGAGCGUUCAUUACACGAUGCACUUUGUGUUUUAACAACUCAUGUUCGUGAUAAACGUGUUGUGCCCGGGGCUGGGGCUUCUGAAAUGUUGACGGCUACAGCAGUUAUGUCAGAAAGUCAAAAGGUUCCCGGUAAAGAAUCUUUAGCAAUGGAAGCAUAUGCUCGUGCUUUAAUUAAAUUACCAACAAUAAUUUGUGACAAUGCUGGUUUGGAUAGUGCUGAAAUUAUUUCUCAUAUUAGAGCAGCACAUGUUAAAGGAAUGCAUAAUAUUGGAAUUGAUGUUGAGAAUGGAACAAUAGCAGAUGUUUUGGAAAUGGGUGUACUUGAAUCCCAUGCAGUAAAAUUGGGAGUUAUUGCAAGUGGAACAGAAGCUGCUGAACAAUUACUUCGUGUUGAUUGCAUAAUUAAAUGUGCACCUCGUCCACGGACCAAAGAUCGUCGUCCGUGUUAA